Messenger RNA from Cotesia glomerata, 2170 nucleotides. Its product is annotated as tensin-4-like. The coding region runs from base 478 to 2115 and encodes 545 amino acids. The transcript has 7 exons. The record is from RefSeq and is a predicted model, not a curated record. NCBI's taxonomy places the organism in Eukaryota, Metazoa, Arthropoda, Insecta, Hymenoptera, Braconidae.
CUUCAGUCUUCAGUUAGCUUCAGUCCAUCUACUCUUUCCUGUACUGUACUGUAAAACUACACGCGGUUUAUUCCACUGCUUUCGGUUCGGUUCGCGUUUAGUGACUCCUUUUAUUAAAUUAAAUGAAAUUAAAAUUAAUUUAAUUACCUAAACAUCGAGAAAAAAAAUUAAUCACUUUAUUUAGAGCCAAUUAUUUUAAAUUUAAAACCGCGAAUCGCAUUCCAGCAAAGGUUACCAAGUUCAACAGCUUUCUAGUGAUCAAUCGUUGGAUCGAUGCGGAUGUAGAGUACGAACAUGAGGUCUCUCAGUGAAACUCUGAGUGAGAUGCCCGGAAAAAUAUUUUCUAUGUUCAGUGAAUAAUUUAUUAUGAGUGAAUUUGUUUUUAAAGAUUGUGAAUAUUUUUUUUUUUUAAUUAAAGUUUGAAGUUGGUUUAAAAAAUAGCUAGUCGGAUAGAAGCAAUUUAGAUCUUAUUUUGGUAUGAGGAGACUGAUACGCAGGCGCAGAAGCCUGACAGCAUUAACGGCGAUUAUGGGACGUCUCGGGAAGUCAACCCAAGGAACAACAAAACCUAUUUUUCGCGUUCAUUAUCGCAAACUCGUCGACGAGUACUCCCAGCAUCAGGAGCAACUUAAAUUCAUGCCGGCGUUACCGGAUUACAUGUCCUACUGCUGCUGCCGAUGCGGACACAUGCAGAAGCUUGAAGCUGAAGAAUUAAAUACAAUAGUUGGCAAUGCUUUUCGUAUGGCAUACGUGGCGCAAUUACAGCGCCAGCCAAUUAUCCAGGAUGUGAUCUCACCUCACUCAACGACUAUUUAUCGGAAAGAUUCAGCCCAAGAACAAAAAAACGUCUGGAACAAACCACUGGGAGGUGACAAUAACUCGAAAGAGAAUAAAGUUAUCAGCGGUAGCGGCGGAGGGGGCGGCGGUUUAGUGGGUGGCUGCAGAACCCCGUCCUCGAAUUCGUGGCUGAAGAGUCGCUCGGCGCCCACAUCUCGUUCUGGAAACGGCACAUCAACUGCGGACAUGAACGUCCAGCUUGGAAGUGCCGGCUCGCCCACGCUGCGACUCGCCAGCGUUAAGACACCAAACUCAAUACCAGGCCUGAGACCGUCUCACCCGUUCUCCAACGUCCUGGGACCAUUAACCAACCAAGAUGACCCAAAGAGCAUUUCGCAACAAAGUACGCCGAGCAGCGACGAGAGUAAUUCCCCGACGGAGCUGAACUCGUACAAGAGACUGACGGACAAGCCCCCGCUGAUAAAGCGGCUGACAAUGGGCCUCACGGGCGGUGUCUUGGGUCUCAAUAGCGAGGACGACAGUUGUCCCCUGGUAAGCGGGAGUAGCACGCCAACUAGUCCAACAAAUCGACCGCACUCAGGUGGAUACAUAAAUGAAGCUAUUAUUGACAACGAGGCCACCAGAACGACUUACAAUAAGAUUCCGGCGUCCGACAGUAUCGACAAUACUAUCAAUGUUUCAAUCACCACCAAGAAUUUCAAUAUCGAGAACAACAGACUGGCGCCUGACAAUUCGCCCAACAGUGGCGACACUGAUUUUAAAACAAAACGCCGCUCUCAAAUCAGCACUUCAAGCAGCUCCGUACCAGCUGAUGGAAGUACUCACGGCUCGACGCCCACUCCACCUCCACUUCCCGAAAGAACUGAUAGUCUUAAUAACCGGUGUGAGGAAGGCGAACUUAGAAAAGCUCCUUGGUUCCAAGCUGGUAUACCUAGGGAAAUAACGCUGGAGGUGUUGAGCCAAGAACCGGAAGGUGCUUUCAUGGUUAGAGAGAGUACCAGCAAACCUGGAUGCUAUGCAUUAUCCUUGCGCGUUCCACGUGACUUUCAACCCAGUGGAAUUGCUCACUAUCUCAUCAUGCGAACAAACAAAGGCUACAAGAUAAAAGGCUUUACAAAGGAAUUUACAACCCUAACUGCACUAAUAACUCACCACUCAGUAAUGAAGGAGCUAUUACCUUGUCCUCUGUCUCUAAGCCGCUACAAUCCGAGCUUCGUCAAGACAGACUCUAACAAAGACUUCGCCGACAUUGAUUCAGACCCUGAUUACAAUACUCUAGCGGACUUUCGUAAAAUGAUGGCUGAUUUAAAUGUCUAAUUUAAUUUUAUUUAACAAUAAACUGUUAAUUGUGAUUAUUAACUAAAAAAUAAAU